Messenger RNA from Sorex fumeus (smoky shrew), 3026 nucleotides. RefSeq names its product LHFPL tetraspan subfamily member 3 (gene LHFPL3). The record is from RefSeq and is a predicted model, not a curated record. Gene Ontology annotation, biological process: sensory perception of sound. NCBI's taxonomy places the organism in Eukaryota, Metazoa, Chordata, Mammalia, Eulipotyphla, Soricidae. The coding region runs from base 138 to 827 and encodes 229 amino acids. Gene Ontology annotation, cellular component: plasma membrane. The transcript is spliced from 4 exons.
GUUGCAGCGCGCGCCGCUCGGUGAGUGUGUCUCCCGGGCGCCGAGAGCGGGGAGGGGGGAGGCGGAGGACGAGCCGGAGCAGGAGGAGCAGGAGCCCGAGCCUGAGCCCGAGCAGGAGCAGGAGCAGGAGGGGGAGAAUGCCCGGAGCCUCGGCCGCUGCCGCCGCCGCGAUGCUCCCGGCUCAGGAGGCUGCCAAGCUCUACCACACCAACUAUGUGCGGAACUCGCGGGCCAUCGGCGUGCUGUGGGCCAUCUUCACCAUCUGCUUUGCCAUCGUCAACGUGGUGUGCUUCAUCCAGCCCUACUGGAUUGGCGACGGCGUGGACACUCCGCAAGCCGGCUAUUUCGGGCUCUUCCACUACUGCAUCGGCAACGGCUUCUCCCGGGAGCUGACCUGCAGGGGCAGCUUCACGGACUUCUCCACGCUGCCCUCGGGCGCCUUCAAAGCCGCCUCCUUCUUCAUCGGCCUCUCCAUGAUGCUCAUCAUCGCCUGCAUCGUCUGCUUCACCCUCUUCUUCUUCUGCAACACGGCCACCGUGUACAAGAUCUGUGCCUGGAUGCAGCUCACCUCCGCUGCCUGCCUUGUGCUUGGCUGUAUGAUUUUCCCUGAUGGCUGGGAUUCCGAUGAAGUAAAACGAAUGUGUGGAGAAAAGACAGACAAGUACACUCUUGGAGCUUGUUCUGUUCGCUGGGCAUACAUCCUGGCUAUUAUUGGGAUUUUGGAUGCCCUGAUCCUCUCGUUUUUGGCAUUUGUCCUUGGUAACCGACAAGACAGCUUGAUGGCAGAAGAAUUGAAGGCAGAAAACAAAGACGACGGAAAUGCUUAAGCAAACUAAGGUAGUGUGAGACGUCACCAUUUCUGCUAAGCCAAUAUUCUCUAGAAUGAGCACAAAACAAGUCAAAUAACAGCUAAAACAAAUCAAACAACAGCUUUUGUACAUCAACAUCCAAAAGGAAGAUGCUUGGGAAAGAUCAGAGUACAGAGAUGGAUACGGACAAGAGCGAAGCACCCUCUCGUGAAAGCAACUUCUAAAUCUAGAUGGACAGAGAUGGGAGUGUUUUCUGGAAAGAGAUACAAUCAUGGAUCAAACACCACCAGCUCAUUGGAAACUGUCAUUGAAUAAGAUCAGAUAACAUUCAUGAGAUGUCACAUUCAGGAAAUACAUUAAGGAAGAGAAAUACACUUGUGCUAGCAUUAAUGUGUAAAAUAAUGUAUGUACUGAGGUUUGUAAACUGUCCUUUUUUAAUCAAACUGAAAAUGAAAAGCUUUAAUCUUUCAAUGUCAUUUUUAAAAAAAAAAGGCAGUCUAUCUAAAUUAUUACGAUCUCAGUAAAGCACCAUUUGUUAAGCAAGUAUCUUAGAAAAUGCCUCUGAAUGUUUUCACAGGAUCCUUGCUAUCUGGGUCCUCAUCUCUGCCAUUCAUUUUACCGUGUAAUUAGUUAUAGCCACUCUGUUAAGAGAUGGACCAGUACAAACUUUUUACCAAGUCUUUGUUCAGUUUAAUCUGUCCGUACAAGUUAUUACUGAGAAAGUGUUUUUGACACAUACUACUACUCCAUUCAGCUGUAUAUUACAGGAAGUACAUCUUUACACCUUAGGAUCCUGAGCAACAUAGAAUUCCUUGUCUUUCAGGAAACAAUGCCAAGGAAUACUGAAAAAUCUAGAAAGCUCAUUUUCACCAUGGAUGCUCACAUGUAAUAUAUAGGCUACUAUCAAAUAAACACUUUUUCUAAUUCUCCCUAGUAUACGCAUAGGAAUUUAAUACACUUUAUAAAUAGGUAUCUAAGGUAUCUCCUUUUCCCCUUCUAUUUCUUUACCAUACAUGCCAUCAGAAAUUUAUAUCUUUUUCUUUACUAACAUUAUUUUUGUUUUUGAAAAACUGUUCCAUUAAUUCUAUUUCUAAAUGAUAGUAAAUGGUACUAACAAAAAUAAUAAUUUAAUAGCCUUAGAAAUAAAUGAAUAUAUACUUAUACAGGUCAAAGAAACGUGGUAAGAGUAAGCUUUUUGUUUACUAAUGUUGAUUUCAAAAAAAUACUCAGAUUUUUGGGGUCGGUUAGCAUCCGAAAGUAGUUAUAACUGAUCAGUUGUCUUCAAUGAUCUUUCACUCCCAGGCCUUCCCCAUGCCCCAUCAUCCUCACUACAUAUCCUACAAUACGCAACAGCAGAAAAAUAUUUCAUUGUGAAGUAGCCAAUAGCUUGAGAAUGAACACAAGCUAAAUUGUACAUGCAGAAAUUAUCAGUGUAAGUCAAAUCACAUUCUUUACUUGAGCAAAAAAUACAAGCAUACAGAAUGCUUUCAUUCAUAGACUCAAAAAAUAAGAUCAACUUAGCAAAUAACAUCAGAUGGAGGAUAAGACAGGAAGGUGGAUUUCUCUUACCCUCUAUUUUUUAGGACCACACACCAAAUUUAGCUAAAUGCUUCUGGUAUUGACCAUCUUUUCACCAAAAGUUAAAUGAUGUUUCAAAUGUCUGAAAGUCUAUUACAGGUAUGCUUCAAUAAGUUAAAUACGAUUCAGAGAUUUUCUUUUUGAAAAAAAUUAUGGAAAUACUUAUUAUCUCUAACUGAAUUAUUAACCAUUCUGGGAGUUAUUUGUUGCUUUAAAUAUUAGCUCUCCCACUGUAUUCAAAAUACCCUCCUUACUAAAUUUAAUUACACACAACUUUUCAAAAAUCCAUAUUUUAUUUAAGGAAAGUAUCUCUCCACUUUAGCUAGAACAAAAAUAAAAGGUGUUGACUUUCCUAAUCUAUAUAAAUUGUGGCUUCCAUUGGGAGUCCAAUGGAAUAAUAGUGAACUAAUAGUGAACUUGCAAAAUAUGAAAAAGUACUUCCUAUCUACAUGAAAAUACUUUUUAAAGUUUCUUUUCCCAUUAAACCUAAGUGUAAUUUAACAUGCCACAGUGCUCUGAAGAUGGGUCAUUGAUGAUGUACCAUUUGUACAUAGAUAAUACACAUGUAAAUCACUAAAUGUUAAGUAUAAGAAGUUGUUUUUAUCUUUUUUAAGAAAAAUAAAUAAAGUGACUCCCUUU